CUCGGGGGCCAUUUUGUGAAGAGGCGAAGACUGAGCAAUUGCGACCGCGUUGCCGACCUCGAGCAGCAAUCGGCUUCUCUGCGUAGAACCCAGGGGUAGGAGAUUCAGAAUCGAAUCUCUUCUCCCUUCCCCCUCCUGGUUACAAAUCACUUGAAAUAUAUAAGUUAGUGGAACUUGCUUGAGGGCAGCAAGGCGAACCCCAUCCCUACUCACUGGAGCUCAGCUUUGAUUUUUAACCUCCCUUCCCCACCCUUCCAGAACACACACAUUCCCAUUCCAAAAUUGAUUUUAUAAAGACAUUUUAAACAUAAUGAUGCAACUUGGUGUGCACUACGGCAAAUUUACAGUGAGAUUUUUUUGAUCUUCAGCUACAUUUUUCAGCUUUGUGAGGCACCGUAUCAUCAAAGACAAUGGCCAGCAAUGUUACCAACAAGACGGAUCCUCGCUCCAUGAACUCGCGUGUAUUCAUUGGGAAUCUCAAUACCCUUGUGGUCAAGAAAUCUGACGUGGAGGCAAUCUUCUCAAAAUACGGCAAAAUCGUGGGUUGCUCUGUUCAUAAGGGCUUUGCCUUCGUUCAGUAUGUUAAUGAGAGAAAUGCCCGGGCUGCUGUGGCAGGAGAGGAUGGCAGAAUGAUUGCUGGCCAGGUUUUAGAUAUUAAUCUGGCUGCAGAGCCAAAAGUGAACCGAGGAAAAGCAGGUGUGAAACGAUCUGCAGCGGAGAUGUACGGGUCAGUACCAGAACACCCUUCUCCGUCCCCUCUACUCAGCUCAUCUUUUGACUUGGACUAUGACUUUCAACGAGAUUAUUACGACAGGAUGUACAGUUACCCAGCACGUGUUCCUCCUCCUCCUCCUAUUGCUCGGGCUGUAGUGCCCUCAAAACGCCAGCGUGUAUCAGGAAACACCUCACGAAGGGGCAAAAGUGGCUUCAAUUCUAAGAGUGGACAGCGGGGAUCUUCUUCUAAGUCUGGAAAGUUGAAAGGAGAUGACCUUCAGACCAUUAAGAAGGAGUUAACCCAGAUAAAACAAAAAGUGGAUUCUUUACUGGAAAGCCUGGAAAAAAUUGAAAAGGAACAGAGCAAACAAGGAGUAGAGAUGAAGAAUGAUAAGUCAGAAGAGGAGCAGAGCAGCAGCUCCCUGAAGAAAGAUGAGACUAAUGUGAAGAUGGAGUCUGAGGGGGGUGCAGAUGACUCUGCUGAGGAGGGGGACCUACUGGAUGAUGAUGAUAAUGAAGAUCGGGGGGAUGACCAGCUGGAGUUGAUCAAGGAUGAUGAAAAAGAGGCUGAGGAAGGAGAGGAUGACAGAGACAGCGCCAAUGGCGAGGAUGACUCUUAAGCACAUAGCGGGGUUUAGAAAUCUUGUCCCAUUAUUUCUUUACCUAGGCGCUUGUCUAAGAUCAAAAUUUUCACCAGAUCCUCUCCCCUAGUAUCUUCAGCACAUGCUCACUGUUCUCCCCAUCCUUGUCCUUCCCAUGUUCAUUAAUUCAUAUUGCCCUGCGCCUAGUCCCAUUUUCACUUCCUUUGACCCUCCUAGUAGUUACGUUAAGUCUUACCCUGUAAUUUUGCUUUUAAUUUUGAUACCUCUUUAUGACUUAACAAUAAAAAGGAUGUAUGGUUUUUAUCAACUGUCUCCAAAAUAAUCUCUUGUUACACAGGGAGUACAGUUUUUCCCAUUCAUACAAUAGUUGCUUCCCUAACUACAAAGGCAGUCUCAUUAGUUGAGUAGAACCUGAGAGCAGCUUUGAGUUAGAGGUAUGUGUGUUAUACCCCACAUAAGAGUGCUGUGUGGGGCUGUUCAACACCAAUGUAACAAUGUAUUUUUGUGAAUGAGAGUUGGCAUGUUAAAUGCAUCCUCUAGAAAAAUAACUAGUGUAAUAGUCUUAAGAUUUGUUUUCUAAAGUUGAUACUGUGGGUUAUUUUUGUGAACAGCCUGAUGUUUGGGACCUUUUUUCUCAAAAUAAACAAGACCUUAUUAAACCAGGAAUUUGGAGAAAAAAUAAA
This is a messenger RNA of Bubalus bubalis (water buffalo), 1999 nucleotides long. It is a transcript of the gene HNRNPC, whose product is annotated as heterogeneous nuclear ribonucleoprotein C. The record is from RefSeq and is a predicted model, not a curated record. Bases 411 to 1334 code for a protein of 307 amino acids. Lineage: Eukaryota; Metazoa; Chordata; Mammalia; Artiodactyla; Bovidae. The transcript is spliced from 11 exons. Gene Ontology annotation, cellular component: nucleus. Gene Ontology annotation, molecular function: RNA binding.